Messenger RNA from Mercurialis annua (annual mercury), 4285 nucleotides. RefSeq lists its product as uncharacterized. Bases 284 to 4036 code for a protein of 1250 amino acids. Lineage: Eukaryota; Viridiplantae; Streptophyta; Magnoliopsida; Malpighiales; Euphorbiaceae. The transcript is spliced from 23 exons. The record is from RefSeq and is a predicted model, not a curated record.
UUAAUUUGCUUGGGAAAAGACAAAAAGCAGUGCGUCUCUUUUCGUUUAUCUCUACUCCUAUUACAGAGCUGAUGAGUUGAGUUGAGCUGAAGCAGCUGCUAGAAAGAAAAAGCUUUUGCGAGAAGCAAACUUUCUUUCGCUUUUCUUUUAGAAACUUUUCUCAAAUCUGAAACACAACUUUUAAUUUCUCUAAGUUGAUCUCCUCUCUCUCUGUCUCUCUUCUUCACUUACAGUACCCUCUCGUUGAGCUUUGUGUGUCUGUUAAUGAGAGUGAAUCAGCAAAAUGUUCACUGAAGGACUCGACUCCAAUGCACUCCGCUGGGUUCGACAGAACCAGAAACAACAUUCGCUCUCAUUGAAGCCAUCAGCAAUAACAACAGCAAGAAUUGAUCCGAUCACUAACCGCCGAAGCAACCGCGGCGGAUUUGAUUUACCUCCGCCUUCUAAAUUUAGAAGCGGACACCUCCCGCCCUCUGCGAUUCCGGUAUCCAGAACCACCGAUGACUCCGCAUCUGACGAUGUAACAAUAGAGUCAGACGAAGAGGACGAUAUUUACGGCCGAGGACACUAUUCUCUCGAUUCUUCACCUCAAGAUGAUAGAACUGGAAGAGUUUCUAAUUCCGCUACAUUCACCGGUCAAAGAGGAGUCAACGCGCGUUACGCUACUGACUAUCUUUAUUCUGAUGUCAGUUCCUCUAUGGAUACAGUCGCUGAGAGCUUCCCUAGAAGGAAUGAUAAUCAGAGGUUUCCGGUUUAUACGGAAGAGGAAGAUGAUUAUGAGGAGUCGGAUUCUGGUCGUAGUUCGGAGUAUUCUACUACGCAAGGCGGCGGUGGUGGGAGUAUUAGUAGUGCUUUGCCUGAUAGGAAAAGUAGGCUUCGUGUUUCUGAAGGAUAUGCUUCGAGCGUAACAUCUUCUCAGGUUAAUGAUAAUAAUAAUAAUGCGGAACACAUUGUGAGAAAGGAUUUGCAUCGUGGAGAACUGUUGAGCGAGAAAUUUCCUUAUGACGUUAAUGUUCCCAGUGCGCCUCCAAUUUGUGGUUCUUCCGAGAAAAUUGAAGAAAGCGCUGUACUGGCAUCUGGAGUGCAUAAAACCACAGGCAUUGCAGUUUCAUGUGGUUUAUCAAACAAUAAUGGCACAAAUACUAUCAAGCCUAUGCCUGCAGUUGAACCAAAAAAUAAUUCUGUAAACAAAAAUCAUGAUCAGUUCAUAAGAACAACUACCGGUGCAGAAGUUGCCGUUCCUCCAGCUAGACUCCCAACAUUUCACGCAAGUGCGUUAGGGCCAUGGCAUGCUGUCGUUGCAUAUGAUGGAUGUGUGCGGCUUUGCCUUCAUGCUUGGGCAAGGGGGUGCGAGGAAGCUCCUAUGUUCUUGGAGAAUGAAUGUGCUUUGUUGCGGGAGAAAUUUUGUGUGCAGAAUGUUCUAUUGCAGUCAGAGGAGGAACUAAUGGAAAAGCGCUCUUCUGAGCUUGUUACUGAGGGUCCUGCUGCAAAAUCAAAGAAAAUUGUCGGGAAGAUGAAGGUGCAAGUGCGUAAAAUAAAGACAGUUGUUGACCCUCCUACUGGCUGUAGUAUGCCAUCUCUUACUCUUAGGGCGCCAAAGCUAAAACUCGAAACUGUUCGAUAUCGGUUCUCCAAAUUCCACUCAACACUUUGUACUGCUUGGCAAGCUUUUCGGAAAGUUCGUAUUGCACAUCGUAUGCCCACUAAUGGUUCCUUCUCUCGCCAAAGCUUGGCAUAUGUGCAUGCCAGCACUCGGUAUAUUAAACAAGUGUCUGGACUUCUGAAGACUGGUGUAACUAGUUUGCGUAAUAGCUCAUCCUCAUAUGAAGCUGUGCAAGAAACAUACACUUGUUUGUUACGACUGAAAAGUUCAACAGAUGAAGAUGCCAUCCGAAUGCAGCCUGGAUCUAAUGAUAUCCAUUUGUUCUUUCCAGAUAGUCUAGGGGACGACCUAAUUGUUGAAGUCCAAGAUUCCAAGGGGAAUAACUAUGGCCGUGUCCUUGUUCAAGUUGCAACUAUUAUUGAAGAUCCGGUUGAUAAGCUGCGCUGGUGGUCUAUAUAUCGAGAGCCGGAACAUGAGCUUGUUGGCAAACUACAACUUCAGAUUAAUUACUUGACAAACUCAGAAGACAGUAAUCUCAAGUGUGGUUCUGUAGCAGAAACAGUGGCAUAUGACCUUGUUCUAGAAGUUGCUAUGAAGGUUCAACGUUUUCAGCAAAGAAAUUUAUUGCUCCAUGGUUCCUGGAAAUGGCUCCUUACUGAAUUUGCCUCAUAUUACGGGAUUUCUGAUGUCUAUACCAAGCUCAGGUACCUCUCCUAUGUAAUGGAUGUGGCUACACCUACAGCUGACUGCCUGACUUUAGUGUAUGAUUUUCUUUUGCCUGUCAUUAUGAAGGGGCACAGCAAGAGCAUGUUGAGUCAUCAAGAGAACCGACUCUUGGGAGAAAUCAAAGAUCAGAUUGAACAAAUUCUUGGUUUAGUUUUUGAGAACUACAAGUCUCUUGAUGAAUCAGCAUUAUCGGGUAUCAUGGAUGUUUUCAAGCCAGCAACCGGGCUUGCAGUACCUGCAUUAGAACCUGCUGUGAAACUAUAUACUCUUCUUCAUGACAUAUUCUCUCCAGAAGCCCAAACAAAUCUGACCCUCUAUUUCCAGGCUGCUGCUAAGAAAAGAUCAAGAAGGCAUUUAACUGAGACAGAUGAAUUUGUUACUAACAAUGAAGCUACUUUGAUGGAUUCUCUUGCAAUGUCCACAGCAUACCAGAAGAUGACUUCUCUUUGUUUGAACAUCAAAAAUGAAAUCUCUACUGACAUUGAAAUCCACAAUCAACAUAUCCUUCCUAGUUUUAUAGACCUUCCAAGUUUAUCUUCAUCCAUUUACAGCACAGAGCUUUGCAAUAGAUUGCGGGCAUUCCUGCUUGCAUGUCCUCCAUCUGGUCCUUCACCUCAUGUAGCAGAACUCGUUGUUGCAACAGCUGAUUUUCAGAGGGACCUUGCUGGCUGGAGCAUCAGUCCUGUGAAAGAAGGAGUUGACGCGAAAGAGUUGUUCCAUUUGUAUAUUAUGCUAUGGAUUCAAGACAAGCGCCUUUCUUUGCUCGAGUCGUGUAAACUAGAUAAGGUAAAAUGGUCGGGAGUCAGGACUCAACACUCAACCACUCCCUUUGUCGACGAAAUGUAUGAUCGUCUUAGAGAGACUAUUGACAACUAUGAAGUGAUCAUAUCCCGAUGGCCAGAAUAUAUUUUUGUGCUUGAAAAUGCUAUUGCUGAUGUUGAGAAGGCUGUCGUGGAAGCUUUGGACAAACAAUAUGCAGAUGUACUGGCACCAUUGAAGGAGAAUUUGACUCCAAAGAAAUUUGGCUUCAAGUAUGUUAAAAAGCUUACUCAACGAUCUGUGUGUGCAUAUACAGUUCCUGAUGAGCUUGGGAUUCUGUUGAAUUCUAUGAAGAGGAUGCUUGAUGUCCUGCGUCCCAAGAUAGAAACUCGGUUCAAGGCUUGGGGAUCUUGCAUACCUGAUGGUAGAAACACAGCUCCUGGAGAGCGCCUUAGUGAAGUGACUGUGAUGCUGAGAGCCAAGUUUAGGGGUUAUGUGCAAGCAGUUGUAGAAAAACUAGCAGAGAACACCAAGUUGCAGAAUUCUACAAAACUAAAAAAGAUUCUCCAAGAAUCAAAAGAAUCUGUGGUGGAGUCUGAUAUAAGAAGCAGAAUGCAGCCGCUAAAAGACCAGCUGACGAAUACAAUUAACCAGCUUCACUCUGUUUUUGAGACUCAUGUCUUCAUCGCAAUAUGUCGAGGUUAUUGGGACCGGAUGGGGCAGGAUGUUCUUAGUUUCUUGGAGAACAGAAAAGAAAAUAGGUCUUGGUACAAAGGAUCACGUAUAGCAGUUUCAGUCCUGGACGACACCUUCGCCUCACAGAUGCAGCAGCUGCUUGGCAACACAUUACAAGGGAAAGAUCUGGAGCCAACAAGAUCGAUCAUGGAAGUCCGCUCGAUACUCUGCAAGGAUGCCCCUAAUCAGAAGGACAGCAGCUUCUACUUCUGAAAAUGGUCAUUUUUGUGCGCAGGUAGUUUGUCUGUCUGUCAAGAAUGCAUUAUACAUACCCUGUUGCUGCAGCCAAUUUUGACGAGGGAGCAAGCAGCUCAAUUGCUCUGGAUUCACCACUUUUUAAAGGCAAUAAAGCUGCUUUUGUAGAUUUUUGGUACAAAAUAUAUAUAGUAGCACUUGAAACUUUAUUUCUUAAUACUGAUUCUGUAAACAUCUCCAUAUAAAUAUAUUAAUAGAUUUCUCUUC